AAAAACACGUACAUAAGAAUAUUAUUUUUAUUACCCAACAAUUACACACAUCACACUACACAGAAAUAAUAAACUGUAAAUAAGUAAAAAAAUAUAUCUACAACAUAAAAAAAUGCCGUGUGUCUUGCGAGAAAAGAGCCUAUCCUAUAGUUUAAAGCGUGAUAAAAACAAUGAUCGAGACGCCUUGGCACCGAGACCUGUUCAUCCACGGCCUUUAAGGUUUCACGGACUAUUUGGUAUGUCCUAUGUACGACAGCAUGUGAUGGUCGACGACCGAUGGACUCCCAACUCCCUUACGGAACAGUUCAGUGGCAUGAGUGAUUUGCUCAACCGCCGCGCAAUUUUCAAACAUCAUGAGACAAAAGCGAAUCGACAGCGCUUUUUUAAAGAGAGCAAACGUUUAAAGCAGCAAUGUCGUGAUGGGCGUGCCAAGCUCCAUAAUAUUCUAGCUGGUGAUAAUUCACACAAGAUUCGUAAUUUCUUGAUCAAUCAUAAAGAUAUGCAACGUCUUUACCAAAAGAUGCCCAUGUACAUGGUCGUUGAUAAUAUCAAUCAGCGCACAUUUGUUAUGCGAAAGGAGCGCGAUCGUCUGGAGUUUCGCCUGGAUCAGCUAAAGAAACAGUACAGGGAAUUGUUGCUGAAUCGCGCCCUGCUCGAGAAUCGGAUCAAGUAUCAAAAUGAGUUUGUGCUGGAAGGGGAGCUUAAAUCUCGUAUAUUCAUAAAGAAAAUCGAGAACUCCAGUGUGAGGUUGAAGGCCAUUAAGACCAUUAAUAACACAUAUAAGAAAAUGAUGCAAGUGCUAUUACACGACGAGAUAUUUUAUGAGCCUAUAUUGCGCUCUCUCAGUGGCGACAUGGAGGAUCAGUCCAACUUUAUAAAGCACAUACUUUACCUGGGCACACCGGCCAUAGCUAAAUUCAAGGAGCUCAGCGAGGAAUACAGGCAGCUGGAGGAUAAGACUCGGAAAAAUCUGCAUGCCAAAUUGCAAAUGUUAGCUUCAUUCAAGAAGCCCAUGUCCUUAAUAGCUGCGGCCCCCGCAAAAGCUAAGGAGGAAAUCUCAGCGACUGCUGAUCCCAAGCGUUAUGUGCGCGAGACGCAGAGUAUGUUAAUGCUCAAACUGGAGUUAAAAUCUAUUGAGAGCACUAUGAGAGAGGUAAAAUUUGUGACACUUUGCUCUCAGGCAAGAGAAAUAUAUCCACGCAUGAAGAGUCAAGUUAAUGAAAAUGAGAAACUCCAUCGGUUGAUUGAGAAUGAUAUGUUGGGUCACGAAAUGCUCGAGACCAAAAUGAAAUGCGCAACUGUUUUAAAAGGUGUGUUGGUUAACAAUCUCUCCGAGGAGGAAAUCAAUCGUAUAGAGCGCAUUAAGGACUUGAAAAAAAUGCUACAGGGGGACGAGGAAUUUGAACAAGAGACGUUGAAGCACAUGAAAAACCGUGCUGAUGCGUAUGUUAUGCUACGCGUGAGUAUUUGGAACCUGGUCGAAAUUCUUCGACAUGUAGAUCGUCAACCAAAGCUGAUACGCUCUCAGUAUCCGAAUUCGUACUUGAAGUUGCCUCUACUUAAGUUCGAAAUGCUGAAUAUGCGAGCUGCUGCGCCUGAAAUAUAUGAAGAGAAUAUUGAUGGCGUAAUGCAUGUGCUGAAGCGUAAGGUUUACAAAUUAAUGAAGGGUUACUUGGUGGAGAUGAAACCAGCAACGAUUAAGCGUAACCGCGAGGAAUAUCAUGCCGAUUUCCUGGCCACUCUUGACAUGUUCGAGCAAAUCGACGAUGAGGAACCACAACCUGUGGUGCCAGAAGAGGAUCUGCUGCAGGAAAAUAAAAAGGAAGCCAAUAUACCCAAUCGCAAGCAGAUCAAGGCUCAAAGCGUCAAGCUACUAGAAGAGCAGGCAAAAAAAGAUGAAUAAUCACAAGUUAAUUCGAGUUGACUUUUAAAACUCUUACGAAAUUCCAUAGCGUGCUGAAAUUUAAGCUCAUAAAAUCCCUUUCUAGAGCGGAUUUAUAUAAAUUAGUCACUGAUUUCAAAGUUUGUUGGCAAUAAUAAAUUUGUAUG
Molecule: messenger RNA, 2049 nt
Organism: Drosophila busckii
Lineage: Eukaryota; Metazoa; Arthropoda; Insecta; Diptera; Drosophilidae
Exons: 7
Coding region: 113-1903 (596 amino acids)
Source: RefSeq, a predicted model, not a curated record